AUGCUUAUCGCAAAAGCCUUUUCCGCAGCACUUGCUGUGGCUUCGGUCGCCAUUGCUCUACCAAGCAAGGAGGCCAGAGUUACAUCUGCGAGCCUUCCGACGGAUCAUCAUGCGGUCCACUUUCACAAGAAAUCGCUCGGAGAUUCAGGCAAGAUUGAGAUUCAGUCCGGAGAGGACUGGGAGAAGUUCAAGAAAGAUCACCCCAGCAUUCCAAAAGUGUUUUUCGACUUGACCGAAGCCAUCUUUUGUCUAAGAAAGAAGACCGACGACAAAGCCCCACAAUGGAUUGAUGGUUAUUGUGUUGAUGCACCCAAAAUGACGCUUGCCAAUGCGGAGGCUCUCCUGUUUCAAUUUGUGGACCUCGCCGACAAUGACGACGCUUUCGCUGAAGCUGGAAAGGCCAUAUUUGAGCUUGAUGCCAUGGAGCUUUCUGCCCUCAAAAGCAAAUCCGACUGGAAAAACAAGGGCCCCGCACUGGCGAAGAGGAUCUCGGAGAGAAAACUCAAGCUGCUAGAGAAGGAGAGAAAGUACAUGGAACAGAAGAUGCCUCACCUCGCACAAAUGAAGGACCCAAAAUACCAUUCGCUUCAGGAGAAACUGAGUGAUAUCAAAGAAAACAUUAAGGAACGCGCGGAAAUCAUCGGGGAGCCUGAGAAGAACCUCGCCUUUGAUGAACAGAACCUGCCCUACGAGGCUUUGGCGGAGUUGGCUGCGGCAAGUUUUGUCAGCGAUGCUCCCCCGACAGAACAUGACGGCAAGGGUCCUAAGAUUACCAUCAACGGCGAGCCAAAUAAAGUGGGAAAGAUUUUCAACUUUCUCGGAGGGCUUUUCUCUGGUGAUCCGGCCAAAGUCAUCGUGGCGAUUUGCGAGAUUGUGCAACAGUCGGGCUCUCCCUGCGAUCCAAACAGAAAAUCUGCACCCAAGGACGAGGUUUAA
This is a messenger RNA of Colletotrichum truncatum, 936 nucleotides long. RefSeq lists its product as uncharacterized. NCBI's taxonomy places the organism in Eukaryota, Fungi, Ascomycota, Sordariomycetes, Glomerellales, Glomerellaceae. The record is from RefSeq and is a predicted model, not a curated record.